AUGUCACCUGUUUUGGACGUGACUGUGUCGCGGCUUGACCGGCUUUACCUGGCUCGGGUUGCUGAUCAGGCGGAUCGUUACAAAGAUGUCGUCGCCCACAUCAAGAGCCUCAUAAACAGCCCGAACGACCAGCUGACGAUCGACGAACGAAACUUGCUGUCCAUCGCUUUCAAGCACAUAACGGGUCAGCUACGGAAUCAAUGGCGGGUCAUCGACACCCUCGAGAAGCGGGAGGCGCCACGAUCGACGCCACAGCAGGUCGCCCUCAUGCACCUCCAGAAGGAGCGGAUACGGCGCGAGCUCGACGGCGUCUGCCUCGAGAUAGUCGAACUCCUCGAAAAGUUCCUCAUCCCGUCCUCAAACCCUGGAGAAGAGAAGGUUUUCUACAGCAAAAUGAGGGGCGACUACUACCGCUACCUGGCCGAGUUCACAAAGGACCAGCCGGACGACAAGAACGCGUCCUCGUCGCUCGACGCGUACAAGUUUGCGUACAAGCACGCCAACUGCACGCUCGAGCCGACACACCCGACGCGCCUCGGGCUCGCGCUUAACUUUGCGGUCUACUACCACGACAUCGCGGACAGCCCCGAGCGCGCGUGCUUCCUCGCCAAGCACGCGUUCGACGAGGCGAUCCAGGCCGCGUCGACGAUGCCCGAGGGACAGGCUCUGGAGGAUUCGCUCACGAUAUUGCAGCUCCUCCGCGAUGACAUGAUCCUCUGGUCUGGAGAGAUACAGUAGCCACUCUCAACCGGCCUAUCACUUGGUUUGGAUAUUAAUACUGCUCUAGCUGGCUAUGUCGCCUGUGUAUUCGGAUGCUGGUCAUGUAGCCCAAUGCCAUCACGACUCUACUCAGACUGGUU
Molecule: messenger RNA, 860 nt
Organism: Phanerochaete carnosa HHB-10118-sp
Lineage: Eukaryota; Fungi; Basidiomycota; Agaricomycetes; Polyporales; Phanerochaetaceae
Exons: 4
Coding region: 1-738 (245 amino acids)
Biological process (GO): signal transduction
Cellular component (GO): cytoplasm
Source: RefSeq, a predicted model, not a curated record